AUGAACGACGGAACCUGCCAACUUUGCCAGUUUCCUCCCACUUGCCUGCGCGCGAAGUUUUCCCUACAGACUCCCCAGAUACAAAAGCAGCCCCUCCCUACUCGUCGUUACGGCGCCCCUCUUGAAGACAUCCCUCACGAAGACAAGAUGGCACCGAAAAUGGACGCGAAGGAAUGGGUUCGAUUCAAGUGUCAACACUGCGUGUUGACGUUCAAGAGCGAAGAGGAAAGGGAUGAUCAUGAAAAGUCGCACACUCAGCCAAAGAGGUUCCCCUGUCCAUACGAAGCAUGCUCCAGCCGAUUCAACACAAGCUCUGAAUUGAGUAGGCACCUCGCGCUUCACCAACCAGAACAAAAGCAUUUCAAGUGCCCUGUGUGUAAAAAGGGCUACGAGAGGAAGCAUAAGCUAGGGGAGCAUGUCAGGGCGAGGUACGCCGUCGAUGUUCCGCUCGAUCUGAGCGUGGAUGAGCUUGUGGAGCUCGUGAAGGAUGUGACAUGGCGGUUUGGUUGCCCCAGUUGCGAUCGUCGCUUCGCGACCAAGGAAGGCCUCGAGAAGCACUUUUCAAAGAUGCAUGACAAUGACUACACCACUGGUACAACACAGACUGGAAGACAGAGGUCUCGGGGCGUCCACGGUAACAUCAUUUGCACGAUAUGCCAAGGAAAGUUCUUGAAGGUCGAGUAUUUGCGCACGCACUUGAUCAACGUGCACCACCGCAAGUACGAAGAGGCGAAUGCUCUAGCCUCUAACAGUGGUGCAGCGGCAGCAGGAAAACAACCAACGCUGGAAAAGACCCAAUGCCCUCAAUGUGGCAGAGUCUUUGCCAACCAGGGAUAUCUGAAGAACCACCUCAGAUCCUACCACAACAAGAGUAUGGAGGAGGCAUUUGGCAUUGUCGAGAGCCAGGCUCUCUUACCCACCGAUCAACCAGACCAGGCUCCCUCACCCACCAAGCAGCCAGACCAGGCUCCCUCACCUACCAAUCUACCAGACCAGGAGGCCUUUACGAGAGAUGAAGAGACAGGCCUCUACUCCACCAUGGCAGCGAGAGAGGAGAGUGUUCAGCCUCCACAGGCCACGUCCAAGAGCUCAUCCAGCCGGCAGUCGUCAACAUCUUCAACGACAGAGAAGUGUGGAAGAUGCAUCCAGAUGGGUACGCCGUGUUUGCGUUUCACGAACGAGGCUCCUUGUAUGGAGUGUACAAAUGCCAGAGUUCGAUGCGUGCCAAAGAAGCAUGAGGUGAGACUGGAGGCAUUCUUCAGUCAUAUAUGCGAAAACCCACCGGCACUACAUGUCCGGGGUAGUGUUGAUACCGAACUUGAGGUGUUCAAGAGGGGUCCAGGCGUUAUCAUCAAUGAUCAAGAUGGCUGGGACUCUCUGACGAAGACCACGAAGGAGAAGAUCACUCAGAAGUCGAAUGAAAUUGAUUCAUGGGUUGAACAGUCAAGAUUUUCAACCGGUAACCCCUUCCUGGAAGUCGGAGACGACAUUAGAAAAAUAACAUAUGUAGGUAGCUGA
Lasiodiplodia theobromae is the source of this 1518-nucleotide messenger RNA. RefSeq names its product Zinc finger protein 384. Gene Ontology annotation, cellular component: nucleus. Bases 1 to 1518 code for a protein of 505 amino acids. The record is from RefSeq and is a predicted model, not a curated record. The transcript has a single exon. Lineage: Eukaryota; Fungi; Ascomycota; Dothideomycetes; Botryosphaeriales; Botryosphaeriaceae.